AUGCGCGGCCUGCUGGCUUUCUCCGCAAAAGCCUGGCAUGGGCCCGGCAACGGAGCUCUCUUCUCACAAAUACAGUCGCGCAUCUCGACAAUCAAGCCGACAUUAUCGAGAUCAAUCGCUACAAAGCAAACACCCAAUGUCUCGACCACAAGGGGCACGCCGAAUCUGACCUGCCAUCUCGCACCCUCCCUUUCUCGAUUCGCAACUGCGGGGACUAUCCGCCACAAUGGCUUACAACACCCCAUCCGACUAUUCAAUGCGUCCCGACAUGUAUCCGAAGCAUCCGUAAACGACAAAAUCACCAAACAACGUAAAUCCUACAAGGAUGAAAUCAAAGAAAAAGGCAUUGUGGAUCUUGAGGAACACGACGGCGAAGCAGAGGCGGAGCAGGGCUUUGCAAAGUCCGAAAAGGCAGCCCAAGCCAAGCAGGUUAAUCUUAGUGCGAAGCUCAGCAAGGAUGGCUCUGGAUCUGGAGGUACACCUGGUGGCAUGAAGGAAAUCUGGCGGCUCAUUAGCAUUGCACGGCCUGAAUUGGGUUCCCUCUCCUGGGCAUUCAUAUUCUUACUCGUCGGAUCUGGCAUCUCAUUAUCGGUACCUUUCUCUAUUGGCAAAAUCUUGGACGCUGCAACUUCGACGGAAAAUACCGAUGGCUUACUCUUUGGCAUGACUCCCUCGCUAUUCUACUUUGCACUUGCUGGCGUCUUGACCACCGGUGCUGCAUUCAACUUUGGUCGUAUCAUCAUUCUGCGAAUUGUCGGAGAGCGCAUUGUCGCCCGCCUGCGAUCACAGCUCUACCGUAAGACGUUUAUCCAGAAUGCUGAGUUCUUCGAUGCAAACAGAGUUGGAGAUCUCAUCUCUCGCCUUGGCUCAGACACUAUCAUUGUUGGAAAGAGUAUUACACAGAACUUGUCCGAUGGCCUGCGUGCGCUCGUCAGCGGUGCAGCUGGUUUCGCCAUGAUGGGUUUUGUCAGUCUCAAGCUUACCGGUAUUCUUGCUUUGAUUGCUCCUCCAGUGGCCCUCGUUGCAUUCUUCAGUGGUAGAUCUCUCCGGAACCUCAGUCGCAAAAUUCAGAAGAAUCUAGGUACUCUAACCAAGAUUGCCGAGGAAAGGUUAGGCAACGUCAGGACUAGUCAAGCGUUUGCUGGUGAAGUCCAAGAAGCAUCCCGUUACAACCGUCAAAUCAAGAGGAUAUUCGCUCUGGGAAAGAAGGAGGCCGUGGUUGCUGCGAGCUUUUAUGGAAGUACCGGUCUCAUGGGCAACUUGACCAUCAUCACUAUCCUCUACGCUGGUAGCAACAUGGUCAAGAACGGUGUCAUCUCAAUUGGUGAACUCUCAUCAUUCCUGAUGUACACUGUGUACGCUGGUUCCAGUAUGGUUGGCUUGUCUGGUUUCUACGGCGAAAUGAUGAAGGGUGUCGGCGCUGCCAGUCGUCUGUUCGAGCUUCAAGAUCGCAACCCGACAAUCUCGCCAACCAAGGGCCUACCUGUCAGGUCCGCACGUGGUCCUAUCGAAUUCAAGAACGUAUCAUUCAGCUACCCCACCCGGCCAGCAGUCUCCAUUUUCAAGGACCUAAGCUUUAAAAUUGAGCAGGGCACCAACGUGGCUAUUGUCGCACCUAGUGGAGCUGGAAAGUCGACUGUUGCUAGCCUUAUUUUACGCUUCUAUGUUCCAACCUCGGGUGUUAUUACCAUUGAUGGAAGGGAUAUUACUACCCUGAACGCGAAACAACUGAGGAGAAAGAUUGGCUACGUGGGACAAGAACCUGUUCUCUUCUCUGGAACCAUUGCUGAGAAUAUUGCCUAUGGUGUGCCCAAUGCAACCCGUGCUGAGAUUAUUGCAGCGGCUCGAAAGGCCAACUGCCAGUUCAUCAGUGAUUUCCCCGAUGGCCUUGAAACACAUGUCGGCGCCCGAGGCACACAGCUUUCGGGAGGCCAGAAGCAGCGCAUUGCCAUUGCACGGGCUUUGAUCAAGAAGCCUGACAUUUUGAUUCUCGACGAAGCAACAAGUGCCCUGGACGCCGAGUCAGAGACCCUUGUCAACCAGGCGCUGAACAAGCUUCUUCAAGAGAACAACACAACCAUCAGCAUUGCUCAUCGUCUCUCUACUAUCAAGCGUUCCGACCGUAUUAUCUGUAUUGAUUCGGAUGGCAGGGUAGCCGAGGAAGGCACUUAUGAGCAGCUUAGCUCCAACCCUGAGGGUGCAUUCAACAAGCUCAUGGAAUGGCAAAUGAGCGGUGGUGAGGUUCCUACCCGGGACGUCAAGAGUUCAAAGCCAACUGAAGAAGAGGAGAUUGAGCGGGAGCUUGAGGAAGAAAGGGACGAGGUUCUGGCCCGCAAAAAUGAGUAG
Molecule: messenger RNA, 2346 nt
Organism: Bipolaris zeicola 26-R-13
Lineage: Eukaryota; Fungi; Ascomycota; Dothideomycetes; Pleosporales; Pleosporaceae
Exons: 2
Coding region: 1-2346 (781 amino acids)
Biological process (GO): transmembrane transport
Cellular component (GO): membrane
Molecular function (GO): ABC-type oligopeptide transporter activity; ATP binding; ATP hydrolysis activity
Source: RefSeq, a predicted model, not a curated record